AUGACUACUCUGGAACGUAGUUCGGAUCCCCAAACUCGGUCGCAGGGACUAGCGAGCCCUAAUAAAAGUAUAUCUGAGGCAUAUAGACCAACAGAUGCCUCGUUAACGAAGUCCGCAGCCCAGCAUCAAGAUAAACAAAAUAUGGUGAGCCAUGCACAUGAAGAAACCCCUGGAUCUGUGGGUAAUGUUGGUUCUUUUGCAGAUGUACCAGAGGAAAUAGAGUUUGAUUCGAUUAACGAAUCGCAUGGUGAAUCGAUGAAUUGUGACGCAGUAGCUGGAUCUACUUCUAAAUACUUCUCUGCCACAACAAAUAAUAAUGAAGAGAGCAUCAAAAGCUCAACGCCAGUCACAAAUGGAUUUCCCACGACAGGCAAUACAUCUAUUCAAACGUUCAAGACCACAGUCGAAAAAUUCAAGUCUACGCCCUCUACUUCGGCUCCUUUCGAAAUACUGAAACCAUCCAGUACAUUCUUAUCCACACCUAUACAGGAUGGAGCUAUAGCUCAAGUACCUGGAACCAUAUCACCAAAAAGACCAGUAUCUGGACAUAAAUUCUCGCAAACCCCAGCUGGGACUGCGUCGAAGAAACUGGCAUUUUUAACACCUGAUGUGGUUCAAGAAACACCUAAUUCAAGUCAAAGUCAAAGCAAUCGUCAGACUUCAUCUCAGAGCAAUACAAAAAGACCAGGGCCCUGGACAUUUAGUGGAAGUCAAACCGAUACUGUUCAGCUGGAAGCUAUUAUCGGAUACCAGUCUCAUAUAAUAAAAAACUUGACAAACCAACUCAAUUUAGCUAUGGCACAAGUGGAUCGAUUAUGCGACAAAGAUACGGACCUUCAUAAAUUCAACGAAGAAAUUCAUGAAUUGUCUAUGGAAUUGGAGGGAACACAAAGCAGGUUACUGAACAUUCAGGCUGAGCGCGACAGCCUGCUUCAAAUGGCAAACGAAUCAAUAUGUAUGUCACCGGAACGAGAUAGGAAGAAGCGACGAUUGGGCUCAGAAGAUGUCGAUAUGAAUGACCAGCAUGUGCUGAACAGUCAAUAUAAAGAGUUCAAUGAAGGAAACGACGAGAUAAUUAUGCUCAGCAGCGAUGACGAUAGUAAAAUGGAUAACAUGACUGAUGACCGCCGUGAUGAUAUUGAGACGAGUGAUAGUGAAUUCAUUCGAGACAUUGAUGCUAUUUCGAAAGAGAAACAAGUACAACAGAAUUCAGUGAUGGACUAUUUUGAUGCUGAUGAUGAUAGCGAUUUCGAUAUUAGUGAAAUUCAAAUCCCACCCUCGUCACCUGGUAAUAAGAUCAUGACAAAUCUUUCUCAAUAUCAAAACGACUAUGAUUCGGCAGAUGAUGUUGAAAUCUUAGAGUAUAAUCCUUAUGCCGUAGUCCAAGCCGAAGCAGAUGGCCCCGCAGACCCCUCUCAACCCGCUACUCAGGCAAACAAGAACUUGCCCAAAUACCCCUGGAGCAAUGAUGUGGUCAAUACGCUGAAAAGCACAUUUCGGUUAUCAGGAUUUCGUCAAAACCAACUUGAAGCUAUUAAUGCUACAUUGAAUGGCAGUGACGUACUGGUGUUGAUGCCAACAGGUGGUGGUAAAUCGCUGUGCUUCCAGCUGCCUGCACUGGUAAAAUCGGGCAAGACAACAGGAGUUUCGGUAGUUGUGUCUCCUUUACUGUCAUUGAUGCAGGAUCAAGUUGAACAAUUAAAAGAAAAGGGCGUCAAGGCAGAAAUGAUUAAUAGUCAACUGUCAGCAGAUGACAAGCGAUUGAACCGGAACUUGCUGUUCGGUAAUCAGCUUGACCUUGUAUACGUAUCACCAGAACUGAUUAGAUCAGAUGGCAUGUUGAAUGGGCUUAAAAGACUACACAGCAAGGGCCAGAUCGCUCGGAUAGUGAUUGAUGAAGCCCACUGUGUUAGUUCGUGGGGACACGACUUUCGACCCCAAUAUAAAGAGCUCGAGUUCAUGAAGGAAGAAUUUCCUGACGUACCAAUAAUUGCACUAACAGCCACAGCAACUUCGUUAGUAAAAGCGGAUAUUCGUAGAUGUUUGCGAAGCAACUGUCUUGAAUUCAAACAGACAUUCAAUCGGCCCAACUUAUCGUACCAGAUGUGGCGAGCCAAAGAAAAGAAUUCUGUUUAUAAUUCCAUGAAAGAUAUUAUGGAUAAAUACCGAGGUAAGACCGGUAUUAUCUACUGUCGAACACAGAGUCAGUGUGAGGACCUGGCGAAAAAAUUGAAGAAAGAUGGGUAUCGAGUGGAUUAUUAUCAUGGAGGGUUGGAUACUGAGUCGCGAAUAAGAGUCCAGCAGCAGUGGCAGUCGGGACGGAUUCAAGCGGUGUGUGCCACAGUUGCUUUUGGUAUGGGUAUUGACAAGCCAGAUGUGAGAUAUGUGAUCCAUGCGUCUAUGCCGAGAACAAUGGAGGGAUAUUACCAGGAAACUGGUCGUGCUGGACGAGAUGGUAACCCAUCGGAAUGCAUUAUGUUUUAUUCGUUCCAAGACUUUAUGGCAUUGAUGUGCGCAAUAGAUCGAGACAAAGACUUGACCUUUCAACGAAGAAACCAUCAAAAAGAGCUAGUAAGCAGUAUGAUGCAAUACUGUGAAAAUGAAAUUGACUGUAGAAGACUCAUGAUUCUCAGUUAUUUUAACGAAACAUUGCCCAAAGGCGAUAUUUGUAAGAAAACCUGUGACAAUUGUCGCGAUCGUGCUCUGAAGAAUAUCGUCACUAGUGAUAUAACUCCUAUUGCAAAGGAACUUGUUGCGUUAGUGUCUUAUGUACAGGGUGAUAAGGUAACUGCUGGCCAUAUCAUCUCGGUUUAUCGAGGAUCAAGGAUAGAAAAGAUUGUGAAACUAGGCCAUGAUCGAGCACCGGCCUUUGGAAAUGGAAAGCCGCUACAACAACAUGAUCUGGAACGCAUUAUCUCGCACCUUCUACGGAGAGGCAUCUUAAAAGACAUUCCUAAAGAGACAGCUAUGAGAAACGCUAUCGCCACUAUUCAUAAAGGACCGAAUGGAGAUGCAGUUCUGCGGGGUCAGAUCAAAGUUGAAAUGCAAUUUGUAACCACUUCUGGUCGCAGCGGCUCCACUGCCACCAAGACAAAGUCAAAGUCUACAGCAUCAGCUUCUAAAUCCAGACAAAGUCCUAAUUAUGAUACUCAGGACGAUGUGUAA
Sugiyamaella lignohabitans is the source of this 3165-nucleotide messenger RNA. It is a transcript of the gene SGS1, whose product is annotated as ATP-dependent DNA helicase SGS1. Gene Ontology annotation, cellular component: RecQ family helicase-topoisomerase III complex; chromosome; cytoplasm. Gene Ontology annotation, biological process: double-strand break repair via homologous recombination; DNA replication. Bases 1 to 3165 code for a protein of 1054 amino acids. Gene Ontology annotation, molecular function: four-way junction helicase activity; 3'-5' DNA helicase activity; ATP binding. The transcript has a single exon. NCBI's taxonomy places the organism in Eukaryota, Fungi, Ascomycota, Dipodascomycetes, Dipodascales, Trichomonascaceae. The record is from RefSeq and is a predicted model, not a curated record.